Messenger RNA from Danaus chrysippus (African queen), 255 nucleotides. The record is from the annotation of a GenBank genome assembly. NCBI's taxonomy places the organism in Eukaryota, Metazoa, Arthropoda, Insecta, Lepidoptera, Nymphalidae.
CUGCCGUUCCUGCGUCCGGCACAUCUAGGGUCUGAUGAUGAGGGGGGGUCGGGAGGUCAACUCGGGCUGGUCCGAGUACCGGAGGGUUUGCCUCCACCAUUAUGUGCUGGCCGCUGUGCCUCUCCCCCCGCUGGACCCGUCUGCGCCUUUGAUGCUGCGGGCACAGCGCGAACCUUCGCCACGCUAUGCGAGCUCGAGGCAGUAUCGUGUCACGAAAGUACUUACUACGCGAUCACCAGCCUUGGAGAGUGUUGA